UAGGGCGAGCAUGUUCAGGGCUCUGGUACCAAGGCAACCUUUAAGGCAAGGGACCCCGUCAAUCGUAGGUUUUCAACCGGACUCGUUAGGGGAGCUUGCCAAACUUCAGUCGGCACACAAUCAUGGCUCAAAUCAAGACCUUCUCGGUUCGACACCACUGGGACGACUCACCCACCAUCACAUCCUGGACCAUCCAGGAAAAGCCCUCCAACAGAAUAUCAUGGACUCCACAUACAACAGCCCGUCCAAGACGACUCCGCAAAGCCGAAUGCCGCGAGCUGUUCAACUCUGUCGACUCGCUACCCAGCAUCCGGGUACACGGCGCCGCCUGUCGCUGCGUCGGCGAAGCCCUCGACGAGGACAGACUCGAAGACACCCACCUCGCCACCAAGAUUUCAGCCCUCGCCAGAUCCAUCAUUACCAACAAUACCAGACCACCCCCGCAGUCCCACCCCGGCCUUAAACGCUCCCAUUCAAUAGCAGGAAAACCAUCACCACCGAUACAGAGAACAACCUCCCUCUUCUCGACCCUCUCCCGCCUCUUCUCCUCAGGCCCCUCACCCUCCACCACUUCCUCCAACUCCUCCUCCCUCGCGCUCCAAGCAGACCUCUGCAUCGGUGCGUCCGAACUCGACCCAGACAAAGUCGCCCACUACCUGCUACACUCCACCCCGCCCCUCCCUGUCAACGCGCCCAACCACCUCGGCAUGACGCCGCUCAUGGCAGCUGUCCGUUCCCCAGCUGCCGCUUCCAGACCCAGAGCGCAAUUGGAAAUGGUGCGGUUCCUGGUCGAGGGUUGCGGUGCCGACAUCGAGGCUACCCGCGUAGAUCGUGUGACGGGGCUCGGGGAGAGCGUGCUCAGCUUGGCGUGCGCGGUGGGCGCGGAGGAGGUGGUGCGGUAUUUGAUAGAGAGGGGUGUGGUUGUUGAUCGGAGGCUGCCUUCGGGGCCGGGAGGACAUGUGUCUGGGAGGGGGGUUGCGGUCGUCGGCAUGAUGAGGGGCCAGACGGCGUUGCAUGUUGCUGUGUUGGCCGAUCGGGCCGAGUGUGUGGAGAUACUGGUGAGGGACGGCAAGGCGGAUGUGAAUGCUACGCUUGAUGCUUCUUCCGAGGGGGAGGAGUUGAGGAAAGAUGGGGGGCUGAGGGGCCUGAGGGGGCGGACGAAGAGUGUGUCGAGGGAGGGGAGGCAGAAACGGCCUCAGCAUCCAGUCUCAGCGCUGCAUCUGGCCCACGCCAGUCCUGCUUGCACUCGGGUGCUGUUGGAGCUUGGUGCGAACGUCAGCGUGAAAGGGAGUAUACCUCCUGGCGCUGGUAUGGAUGGUCCUCACAAGUGAGCGCGAACCACGUGCGUACCAUUUUGAGUCCGUAUGGCCAUGUCCAACGCUAGAGCGAAUGUCGUACAUCUGCUCUGCCGAUGGCGCCGGAUUACUCACGGAAGCCGUGCGAUC
Messenger RNA from Parathielavia appendiculata, 1445 nucleotides. RefSeq lists its product as uncharacterized. Gene Ontology annotation, cellular component: nucleus; cytoplasm. Bases 123 to 1331 code for a protein of 402 amino acids. NCBI's taxonomy places the organism in Eukaryota, Fungi, Ascomycota, Sordariomycetes, Sordariales, Chaetomiaceae. The transcript is spliced from 2 exons. The record is from RefSeq and is a predicted model, not a curated record. Gene Ontology annotation, molecular function: protein binding.